GUGGUUUCGUGAUCCUUGCAUGCGUGGUUCACAGACUUCUAUUAGAAUUUAGAAGUUUGUGGUACGUAUUGUGCAGUACACAAUGACGUGUAAUAAAUACAUAUCAACGCUGAAUUAAGAUAUUCAUUCUUCCUAUUGACUGAUAGAUCCAAUCCAAGGACCUGAAGUUCCUAAUCUCACCACAUGACGACUCCUGUAACUUGAGAAUCUAUAAGAACCGUACUCCCUAACCUUAACAUAUUAAUAAACGAUAGAAAUAUUUGUUAUAACACAUUCUUUUAUCUGAAAUUAAUUUUUUAAAUAUUUUUCUCACACUUGAAGUAUGAUAUAAAUAAAUUGUGUGAAUGGUUUUUGUUGUUCGUAAUCCGUAUUUAUGACUUGAAUUGUUAAAAAUAAGAGAAAAUAAUAUUUAUUAAUUUGCCAUGAGAAUAAAUAAAGUUAUUUAUCAAGUAUGGUGUACUCAAAAGAAUUAUAGGUUUUUAGAAACGCAUUCAUCAAAAUUUGAUAGGAAAUAUCUACAUCCCAGUAGAAAAUGUUAUUGUACCAAGUCGGAAGAUACAAAGGAAUGUGUAAUUCCAGUAGAAAAUAUACGUAACUUUAGUAUUAUAGCACAUGUUGACCAUGGUAAAAGUACACUUGCUGAUAGACUUUUAGAAAUUACAGGAGCAAUAAAAAAAAAUUCUGGAAACCAAAUAUUAGAUAAAUUACAAGUUGAAAAAGAUCGUGGAAUUACUGUCAAGGCCCAAACAGCAUCUCUAAAUUAUACAUAUAAGGAGACUAAGUAUCUUCUUAAUUUAAUAGAUACACCUGGUCAUGUAGAUUUUUCAGCUGAAGUGUAUCGUUCUUUAGUUCCUUGUCAAGGAGUUAUUUUAGUUGUUGAUGCAAAUGAUGGAGUACAGGCACAAACAGUAGCUAAUUACUAUUUAGCUGCAAAACAAAAGCUGAUUAUAAUACCAGUAAUAAAUAAAAUAGAUCUCAAAAAUGCCAAUCCUGACAGAGUAAUACAACAGUUAAAAACGUUGUUUGAUAUGAAGGAAGAAAAUAUCUUAAAAAUAUCUGCCAAGCUUGGCACUGGAGUAAAAAAUAUUUUAGAUGUCAUUGUUGAAAGAAUUCCACCACCUGAUGUGUUUAGAGAUAAGCCAUUCAGAGCAUUAAUAUUUGAUAGUUGGUAUGAUAAAUAUAAAGGAGCUAUUUCUUUGAUAUAUGUUAAAGAAGGGUCAUUGUCGAUAGGAGAUCAUAUAACUUCAAUACAUAAUAAAAAGUCUUAUGAACUUAAAAAUCUAUCGCUGUUACGACCCGAUGAAGAACCAGUAAAAAGAUUAGUUGCAGGUCAAAUAGGAUGCAUUGCAUGUAACAUGAGAUCUUCCAAAGAAGCAUUUAUUGGUGACACAUUACACAUAAAAAAUCAGCCUGUAGAUACCCUUCUGCAAUUCAAAACACCAAAACCAAUGGUUUUUUCAGGAGUAUAUCCUCUUGAUCAAUCACAAUUUGAUGCAAUGAAAACUGCUGUUGAAAAAUUAACUCUAAAUGACAGUGGUGUGUCUGUUACUAUAGACCAUAGUGUAGCACUUGGACAAGGCUGGAGAAUUGGAUUUUUAGGUAUAUUACAUAUGGAAGUUUUUAUGCAGCGUAUGGAACAAGAACAUGGUGUUGAACCAAUCGUCACCAUACCUAAUGUAACGUAUAAAGCAAAAAUAAGUGGAGCUAAAAACAUUAAAAAGUAUGGUAGCGAUGAAAUUACAUUCAAUAAUCCAGCACAUUUUCCUAACCCACAAAUAGUAACUGAAUUGUUUGAACCUAUUAUUUUAGGCACCAUUAUUACACCAGAGACAUACUUAGGUGAAGUAUUAUCUUUAUGUCUUGAAAAACGAGGGGUAGAACAACUAACGAAAGAUAUUGGAAAUAAUAGAAUAAUGUUACAAUAUUUAAUGCCAUUAAAUGAAGUUAUUGUCGAUUUUCAUGAUUUAUUAAAAAGUGCAACCUCUGGAUAUGCUAGUUUUGAUUAUGAAGAAUAUGGAUAUGAAUCUUCAAAAAUAAUUAAGUUGAAUAUAGCUUUAAAUGGAAUUAUAGUGGAAGAAUUAAGCACUAUCGUGCAUGCCAAUAAAGCUGUUACAGUAGGUAAACACCUAUGCGAAAAAUUAGUAAAUAUAAUUCCACGGCAGAUGUUUGAAAUUUCCAUUCAAGCCAUGCUAAAUGGACGUGUUCUUGCAAGGGAAAAUGUGAAAGCAUACAGAAAAGAUGUGACUGCGAAAUUAUAUGGUGGUGAUGUCACUAGACGAAAAAAAUUAUUAGCAAGACAAGUAGUGGGAAAGAAGAAGAUGCGAAUGAUUGGAAAAAUUCCUAUUCCACGAGAUACAUUCAUAAAAGUUCUUAAAAGAUAAUAAAUCUUGAGGAUAAUUAAAUUGUGCGAAGAUGUAUUAGUUUUUAAAUUAAAUUCAGCUGAUAAUAUGCUAAUCACAAUGAUUUGAUAUUUAAAAAAUAAAACGGUUUAAUAGAACUAAAUUAUUAUUUAUUUCAAAGUAAAAAAUAUGGUGUUUUUAAAGAUUUAUUCAGAAAAUUAAAUACUUCAAUGCAAUAUGUACAUACUUAAUAACAUCCAUGUCUGUAUAAUUUAUUUGACAAUGUAGAUUAAUAUAGAAAUAUAUCAUUGGUUCAUAGAACUUGGUGAAGGAUCAGA
Messenger RNA from Megalopta genalis, 2677 nucleotides. RefSeq names its product Translation factor waclaw (gene waw). Gene Ontology annotation, molecular function: GTP binding; mitochondrial ribosome binding; GTPase activity. Gene Ontology annotation, biological process: positive regulation of translation. Gene Ontology annotation, cellular component: mitochondrion. The record is from RefSeq and is a predicted model, not a curated record. NCBI's taxonomy places the organism in Eukaryota, Metazoa, Arthropoda, Insecta, Hymenoptera, Halictidae.